Messenger RNA from Lactuca virosa, 1143 nucleotides. NCBI's taxonomy places the organism in Eukaryota, Viridiplantae, Streptophyta, Magnoliopsida, Asterales, Asteraceae. The record is from the annotation of a GenBank genome assembly.
AUGGAUAGUGUUUGUUCAGAACAAGAACACAAGUUUCAGUCCGCUCACCAACUGUACCUCGCCAGCAAGAAAUCCUUCCGGGACCUCGACAUCCCACCUCGCAAGCUUCUCAGUCGUCGACUUGCAGCUUUAUCUUCUGAACAAUCCAUGGAUAUGUACAAUCAGCUCCAACACCAACAAAAUGACUCCCCUAGAGUCCUUCCUGAGGAAACCCUACUCCAGAAAUUCCUCCCUUACAAUUCUGGUCAAGAUGAUGACUCUGAUCCCUAUUCUUCUGAAGAAUUUCGGAUGUACGAGUUCAAGAUUCGGAAGUGUACUCGUAGCAGAUCCCAUGACUGGACUGACUGCCCCUUCGCUCACCCUGGUGAAAAGGCUCGCCGGAGGUGUCCCCGUCGGUUCAAUUAUUCUGGUAUUGUGUGUGCGGAUUUUCGCCGGGGAAGUUGUGGCCGAGGAGACAGCUGUGAGUUUGCUCAUGGGGUUUUUGAGUGCUGGCUUCAUCCUUCUCGCUAUCGUACUGAAGCCUGCAAAGACGGGAAGAAUUGUCAGCGGAAGAUCUGCUUUUUUGCACACACUCCUAAACAGCUCCGAUCGCUGCCGGUUGAGACGGUUGACUCGCCGAAAAAGCAUGGAAACUCCGGCCAUUGUGUUCACUGUCGCUGUCAUCCAGGUACCCAUCACUCAAAUUCCCCAACCUCGAUUCUCGAUCUAGACAAACUGUCUCCACCCUCUUCGCCCCCAUUCUCUACGACGCUGCUGGGAGUUGGGUUUUCUCCGGUGUCCCGUUUUUCUGACAGGUUAGGCCGCACGGAGUCAUCUGGAAUGACUCAACUUGGAAACUACGGAGAUUCCAUGAACGAACUCAUAGCUUCUCAGUCGAUAAAUGAACUCAUGCACUCCAUGAAGGCUAUGAAUAUGAAUGCAGUUGAUCAAGCUCAGAAUACAAACCCGAUGUGGAUGGAUUCUUUUGCUGGUAGUGAUGAUCAACAGUCAUUUUUUGUUUUCUCUCCUUCGACAUUAUCCCCGUGUGCAUCCGGGUCACGUCGUGCUUUUACCAGAGAAUGCAAUCUGGGCAUGAACAACCUCAAUGAAGAGAGGGCCACUGGUGGUCCGGAUCUUAACUGGGUGAAUGAUCUUCUCACCUAG